UUUAUUUUUAUUUUAAACACACAUUGUUUUUAAAUGUAAUGGAGAUAUAUAUAGAUAUAUAUAUCACCUCCAGAGUAGUCUUGUAACUUAAUCUCAGACCUGAUUUAUUAUGUGUCAUAUCUGACACUUUUUAAUUCAAGUGUGACUCAAAGCCUAAAAUUGAUGUGAAAAAACAAACUGAUAAACAUGACUGCCAUAAAGCAUGCCCUUCAGAGGGACAUUUUCACACCCAAUGAUGAGCGCCUACUGAGCAUUGUAAAUGUAUGCAAGGCUGGUAAAAAGAAAAAGAACUGCUUCUUAUGUGCUACAGUGACAACAGAACGUCCAGUUCACGUGAAAGUAAUGAAAGUAAAAAAAUCUGACAAGGGAGAUUUUUACAAAACUCAGACUGUCUGGCAUCUUCAGGAUCUUGCUGUGGUGGAUGCGAAAGAUGCUGUCAAAGAAAAUCCAGAUUUUGAUUUGCAUUUUGACAAAGUGUACAAGUGGGUUGCCAGUAGCACUGCUGAGAAGAAUGCUUUUAUUUCCUGCAUCUGGAAAUUGAACCAGCGAUAUUUACGGAAGAAGAUAGACUUUGCAAAUGUCAGCCCACAACUUUUAGAAGAAUUGCCUAAAGUUUCAGAAGAGUCUGUUCCCAGUGGAGAGAAUCAGAUAGUAUCCGGAGUAGAUGAAGAAGCAGCAGCUGAAUACCAGGAGCUUAAUGCCAGGGAGAAGCAGGACAUUGAGAUUAUGAUGGAGGACUGUGAAUAUGCUAUAUCCAAUGCUGAAGCCUUUGCAGAGAAGUUAUCUAGAGAAUUGCAGGUUCUAGAUGGGGCAAAUAUUCAGUCAAUCAUGGCUUCCGAGAAGCAAGUGAACAUCCUGAUGAAACUGCUGGACGAGGCCCUACAAGAGGUUGAUCAGAUUGAAGGGAAGCUGAGCAGCUAUGAGGAGAUGCUACAAAGUGUUAAGGAGCAAAUGGAUCAUAUAUCCGAAAGCAACCGUCUGAUAGAGCUCAGUAAAAGAAAUGGUGACAUAAUGCUCAGAGAGAUUGAGUUUCUUGUUAAUCAUAUGGACCUAUCAAGGGGUCAUAUUAAAGCUCUCCAGGAAGCAGAUCUUUCCUCAUCUCGAGGGAUUGAGGCUUGUACAAACGCAUCAGAAGCACUUCUGCAGUGUAUGAAUGUCAAUCUUCAACCAGGGCACAAAAUGCUUCAAUGUGUCAAGCAGCAGCAACAGCUGUUCAGUGACCUGCGGGAGCAAUUUGCACGCAGACUUGCAAGCCAUUUAAACAAUGUCUUUGUUCAGCAGUUUACUCUGCUCUUCCCAUAUUUGUAUAACAGAACCUACUAUCUAUCUAUGGCUGGCCAUGACCAGAAUUCCACCCCCAGUCAACACACAGUUGAAAUUACAUUACCAAAUCAUCAUUCUUUCCACCGGGACCUUCUAAGAUAUGCUAAGUUGAUGGAGUGGCUUAAAAAUACUGAAUAUGAGAGAUAUGAAGGACUUACUAGGAACUACAUUGAUUAUAUAGUGCGUCUGUAUGAUAGAGAGAUCAAAGACUUUUUUGAGGUGGCCAAAAACAAGAUGACUGGGGCAAGCAAAGAAGGAAAGAAGUUCGCUACGCUGCCUCGAAAAGAGAGUGCCGUCAAACAGGAAACAGAGAGUCUUCAUGGAAGCUCUGGGAAGUUGACAGGAUCCACAUCUAGUCUUAAUAAGCUGUCUAUCCAGAGUUCUGGCAGCCGCAGGUCUCAGUCGUCCUCACUGCUAGAUAUGGGCAAUAUGUCUGCCUCCGACCUGGAUGUUGCAGACAGGACAAAAUUUGACAAGAUCUUUGAACAAGUUUUAAGUGAACUGGAGCCUCUCUGUCUGGCCGAACAAGAUUUCAUCAGUAAAUUCUUUAAUCUGUCUCAGCAUCAGGCCAUGCAGCGGACACCAUUGGGUGAUAUAGAUGAUGCAGAUGGGUCAACUUUAUCCCGUUUACAAAGCACCGGAGCCCAGACAAGCGUAUCAUCUGAGAAAGAUAUGAUCCGGCAGAUGAUGACCCAGAUAUUUCGCUGCAUUGAGCCAGAACUGAACAAUCUUAUAGCCCUGGGAGACAAGAUUGACAGCUUUAACUCCCUGUAUAUGCUGGUCAAGAUGAGUCACCAUGUGUGGACUGCAGAAAACGUGGACUCUGCAUCCUUCCUCAGCACUACGUUAGGAAAUGUCCUUGUCACUGUCAAACGAAACUUUGAUAAAUGCAUAAUUAGCCAAAUCAAGCAGAUGGAAGAAGUAAAAAUUUCAAAGAAAAGUAAAGUGGGCAUCCUCCCAUUUGUGUCAGGAUUUGAGGAGUUUGCUGAACUUGCAGAAUCCAUAUUUCGUAUUGCAGAGAGACGGGGAGAUCUUGAUAAAGCUUACACCAAACUUAUCAAAGCAGUGUUUAUCAAUGUGGAAAAAGUUGCCAAUGAAAGCCAGAAGACACCUAGGGACGUAGUAAUGAUGGAGAACUUCCACCAUAUUUUUGCUACACUAUCUCGUUUGAAGAUAUCAUGUUUGGAAGCAGAAAAGAAAGAAGCCAAACAGAAAUAUAAUGACCAUUUACAGAAUUACGUUAUAAACUCCCUAGGACAUCCACUGGAAAAACUAACGUUUUUCUUUGAAGGUGUUAAAGCUCGUGUUGCCCAGGGUAUUGGGUAUGAGGAAGUUAGUUACCAGUUAGCGUUCAGCAAGCAGGAACUGAGAAAAGUCAUAAAGGAUUAUCCAGGGAAGGAAGUGAAAAAAGGGCUGGAUAGUUUGUACCGUAAGGUUGACAAACAUCUCUGUGAGGAGGAGAAUUUGUUACAGGUGGUGUGGCACUCCAUGCAAGAUGAGUUUAUCCGUCAGUACAAGCACUUUGAGGAUCUGAUUGAGAACUGUUAUACCGGGGCCGGUAUCACAAUGGAAUUCACUAUUCAAGACAUUUUGGAAUACUUUUCCAGUAUUGCACAAUCACAUUAGCACCAGUCCAGUAGAGCUCUUGAAUGAUGCCCUUAAGGAAAAUAACAGCACUUUAUGCAUUACUUGCAAGCAUUUAAUAUUACAAAACAAAAAUAGUUCUAUGGGUCAAAUUUAUAAUUGUUCAUCUUGUGUAACACUCCGUUUUCUCAAACAGAUCUCCUAGGGUAGCUACUGUUAUUAUAGAAACUCCACAUUCAAGUAGCAGCAGCUAAAGUGCUUGUAUUUCUCUGUUGUCCAAUGGUCACUGAUUUUUAUUUGUUGCUAGAUGGAAGUUGUUUUAUAUUUCUGCCCUUCACAAUUUAUUUAAACAUGCGUUUCCUGUUCAGCCUUUUAUUCUACCUCAGCUUUGGUUUGUACUUAACUACUGAGAUAAAAUAAAUAUGUAAAUGAAAGUCGCUUAAUCCCUAAUUUAGCCUAAACAAUUCCAACUGGUUUCCCAGCAUCAUACAUCUUGUUCUCUGUGUCAUGUAUUUUAUUUUAUAUAUAUAUUCACUGAAAUAGUGCUGCUCUGUUAACUAAUGCAUCCCUUAAAUGGUUAUUACAGAUACCAAUUUUAAGAAAAAAAAGUGUAAUAAAAAAGGGCAUAGCAAGGAUUAUGUACACACUGAGAAUACUUUUUGAAAUUGGAUGUUUUGCACUGAUGAUAAUUGCAUUGCAUUAACAGCAGUUGUAGUCUUUGCUCUGUCUGCAACAACUUUAUAUUAAAAAAAAAAAUCUA
Bombina bombina (fire-bellied toad) is the source of this 3667-nucleotide messenger RNA. RefSeq names its product exocyst complex component 1 (gene EXOC1). Gene Ontology annotation, molecular function: phosphatidylinositol-4,5-bisphosphate binding. The coding region runs from base 187 to 2949 and encodes 920 amino acids. The transcript has 21 exons. Gene Ontology annotation, biological process: exocytosis; Golgi to plasma membrane transport. Lineage: Eukaryota; Metazoa; Chordata; Amphibia; Anura; Bombinatoridae. Gene Ontology annotation, cellular component: exocyst; plasma membrane. The record is from RefSeq and is a predicted model, not a curated record.